Helianthus annuus (common sunflower) is the source of this 1929-nucleotide messenger RNA. RefSeq names its product high affinity nitrate transporter 2.6. The coding region runs from base 85 to 1653 and encodes 522 amino acids. Gene Ontology annotation, cellular component: plant-type vacuole membrane; plasma membrane. Gene Ontology annotation, biological process: cellular response to nitrate; nitrate transmembrane transport. The record is from RefSeq and is a predicted model, not a curated record. The transcript is spliced from 3 exons. Gene Ontology annotation, molecular function: nitrate transmembrane transporter activity. Lineage: Eukaryota; Viridiplantae; Streptophyta; Magnoliopsida; Asterales; Asteraceae.
AUCUUAAUACUUCAUAUCUUAUCAUAUCCUCUUCACUUUACGUUUCUUCAUUCCCAAAUAACUUUUGUAGAUCAAGAAACGACAAUGGCUUCCUCAUUCACCAUCCCAGAGCAUGAAGAAGUCAUCUCCAUCCCACCAACCACCACCACCACACCCCACCGGACCUUUGCUCUACCGGUGGAUUCAGAACACAAAGCCACAAAGAUGAAGAUCUUCUCAGUAGCACAACCGCACAUGAGAGCAUUCCAUCUUUCAUGGCUCUCAUUCUGCACUUGUGUCAUCUCCACAUUCGCAGCCGCCCCACUUGUCCCGAUAAUCCGGGACAACCUCGACCUCACCCGGGCGGACAUCUCGAACGCGGGCAUCGCGUCCGUAUCGGGCAGCAUCCUCUCACGCCUCGUGAUGGGCGUGCUGUGCGACCUCAUUGGACCGCGAUACGGUUGUUCAGUUAUUAACUUGUUGGCUGCUCCUGUGGUUUUUAGUGUGUCCUUUAUAGCGGAUGCUGGUGGCUACGUGGCGGUCCGGUUCAUGAUCGGGUUCUCAUUGGCGACAUUCGUGUCGUGCCAGUACUGGACAAGUGUUAUGUUUAAUGGGAAGAUUAUUGGGGUCGUUAAUGGGGUGUCCGCGGGAUGGGGCGACACUGGAGGUGGGCUUACUCAGCUCCUAAUGCCAGUGCUUUUUCAUGUUAUUAGUCAGAUGCUUGAAUGCACGCCUUUUACAGCUUGGAGGAUCGCGUUCUUUGUUCCGGGUUGGUUUCAUUUGAUCGUUGGGGUUCUUGUUUUGAUCUAUGGCCAAGAUUUGCCUGAUGGGAACUUUGCUCAAGUUCGAAAGGAGGGAGGAGCUUCAAAGGAUAAAUUUUCAAAGGUGUAUAAGAAUGCUGUCACAAAUUAUAGAACAUGGAUCUUUUUCUUGAUUUAUGGAUAUUCAAUGGGCGUGCAGCUUUGCUUAAAUAAUGUCAUCUCCGAAUACUUCUAUGACAGGUUUAGUUUAAAGCUUCACACAGCCGGAGUAGUGGCAGCCAGUUUCGGAGUGGCUAACUUCGUCACCCGCCCAUUCGGGGGCUACUUAUCCGACCUAUCCGCUCGCAAAUUCGGAAUGAGGGGCCGACUAUGGACAUUAUGGAUCACACAAACCCUAGGAGGAGUUUUUUGCAUAUGGUUUGGCCAAGCCGAUACGCUACCAAUCGCCAUACUAUCAAUGAUGCUAAUGGCCUCGGGAGCACAAGCCGCAUGCGGUGCAACUUACGGCAUUAUUCCAUUCGUGUCGCGACGAUCCCUCGGCAUUUUAUCCGGUUUAACAGGUGCUGGUGGCAAUCUGGGUGGUGGUUUGACACAACUUCUGUUUUUCUCCGGUGGUAGGUUUUCAACCGCCAUGGGGCUGACGUGGAUGGGUGUUGCUACCGUGGUGUUAACGGUUCCGGUGGCUUUUAUUCAUUUCCCGCAAUGGGGGAGUAUGUUUUUACAGGCUUCAAAGGAUGAGAAAUACAAUGAAGAGUAUUAUUAUUGCUCGGAGUAUAGUGAGGAGGAGAGAGAGAUGGGGUUGCAUCUCGGAAGCAUGAAGUUCGCAGAGAACAGCCGGGCGGAGCGCGGUAAGAGAUCGGUGGCUGCUGUGGCGGAAACCUCGCCGGACACCACGCCAAACCACCACGUUUGAAGGAUCGGAGAAAUGAAUAAAACUAAUAAAGUUGUAGGGUUGGUUGAGUAAAGAAAUAAAAAAAGAGUGAUAGUAUAAGCAGUUGUACAUAUUUUGCCGUACUUCUCGGAGCUUUUGCUUUUUGUAAAAGGUAUCCGGGUCUUUUUUCCUUUUCUUUUUUCUACUUACACUAGGGUUCAUAAUUAUCAUUAUAUUUCUUUUAAAAUUUGUAUAAUUAAUAUUUUAUUUUGUAAUAGUAAGUUGUUGAAAUAUAUGCAUUUCACUUCUUUUAAGUUA